AGAACAGAUAAAUUACAUAGAACCGAAUGCAGAGUGCCACAGAACUGCACUCUGCUCCCGAUACCAUCAUAGAGUAGUAACAGUUGUCAACUUUCUUGAAAGGUGCUCCUCUCAGCGCCAGAAUAUUGUGUAAUUUGAAUGCGCAUUAGUCCCAAGCGGUCGCCGAGAUAACCAAUAGUCGAUUGUGCACAUGUUUUAGAGAUUUUGGUACGAUCAACAAAAAUUAAAUACACUAAGGUAAAUACUGGGAACGGAAUUGCAUCGAUUAGAUCAACCCCGUUCUCUUUUUGUGUGACUCCGCAAGCUUCUAAGAAGCAACUCAUUUAUCAAGCAAAACACAGAUCAACUUCUGCUUGAUGCCGGCCAUCUGUGUCGAGAACAGGUUUUCACCGGUCUAAAUGGCCUGAAAUGGAGAUGCGUAAGCAUGUCUAGGCAACUCGGAAUAACUCUGGUUUGCAAAGAGACAAAGAAAUAUGAAAGGCGACCGAAACAGACGUUUGACUAAGAAGAUUCAUCAUCGUUCAGAGUAGAGCCGCUGCCACGAGGUGUGUGGCGCAAAGGGAAUAUGGACAUGGGAUCCUUACACGGCUUCCAGCUGCUCGACUUUUCACACUACAACAAACCGCCAAACCCGUUAACCCAUUUAGCGGUCACUCAGCAAACAUCAUUAUUAGCCCCACUUAGUGGAAGCCUGAGCGGGUUAUCAAGUGGAAGUUCUCGGGAGGAGUCGAACGUCUCCUCCGGUACUGAAAAUCAGGAUCAACAUUCAGUCAGCAUUGUUGUUGGUUCAACCGGUCAGCAGUUGACUCAGACACAACUUCAUUCACAGCUGGCCACUUCGGUGGCUACCUCUAGUGGACUUCAUCGGCACACAACGCAAAGCGCACCCGGUGCCGUUGUGCUUUCUCCCCAACUCAGACAACAAGCAACACAACAGCAGCAGCAGCAGCAGCAGCAACUUACUGCAAAUGGUAUUCAAGGUGGGGUCCGUAAAUUUGAGUGCAGCGUAUGCCAUAAAGCUUUCAAGCAACUUGCCCAUCUAAAUACACAUGCUCUCUUGCACGAAGGCAAACGACCUCACAAAUGUUCAUACUGUGAGCAUACGUUUAGUCAGCUAACACAUCUUAAAAGACAUUUGGUUACUCAUCGCACGUAUUGCGCUGACGAGCACCUUCGAUCCAGCUCCACAUACAGCUGCCAUUUAUGUCCUCGACGAUUUGCGUUCCCCUCGGACCUUAAUGCUCACCUCAAUAAGCACUACAAUCGAGAGCAGCGUAAAUCAUCGGCUACAAGAGCCUCGGGAAAUUCUACCCAUGGCCAGCGAGCAGGGUGUGUCUCCUCUAUUGCCAAUGGACUAUUAACCGUUGCCACCGGAGGCAAUACUUCGUCCGCUAUAGACAGCGAAACCGUCUCUCUAACAAGCGUUGGCGGCAUUGGUGCUUACGCCUGUCAAAUUUGCACCCGAGUAUUUCAGUAUCAAAGCCAGCUACGUGAACACAUGUAUAAACAUACAAAAAUCCGUCGGUUUGUGUGCGAACAAUGCGACAGGCGCUUUAUGAAGGAACAUCAUCUAAAGGUACACCAGCAAUCGACGCAUCUCUGCCUCCGACCUCACGUUUGUCCCGUCUGUCAUAAGACAUUCUCGAUCAAGGCAAACCUCGAACGACACUUGUAUGUACAUUCUAGCCAUAAGGAAUUCGUUUGUCCUGUUUGCUCUAAGCGAUUCGCCCAGCCUCAAACGCUAAAGAUGCACAGUGUCUCGCACAAGGAUGUCAAACCGCACGUAUGCAAGAUAUGUGGAAAGGGCUUAGCGCGGGCUCAUAACCUGCGUGCACAUAUGGCUAUUCACCAGCAAAACAAGCCAUACUCCUGUGAGUAUUGCAGUGCUACGUUCACUUUGAAAGGAAAUCUUCAGCGUCAUCAUAAAGAAAAACACCAAGGAUUAUUUGAGUCGUCCAACAGUGGCUCAGCAAUUACCGCGGCGUCUAUCGCUGGCAGCUCUGGGCCAGCUGACGAUUCAGGAGUUCGAGACGAUGGUGGAAGGCGAACUCAAGUGGAGCCUUCGCGUGAAGCGGGUGGACAACCUUCAGCAAGUCAAAUGGAACAGAUGAUUUCAGUUGAUGAAGAAGCAUCACAGUCCGACGAUGGGGCUAGAGCGGGGGACUUUGAGCGGGCGGAAUCCCCUCGCAGUCUACCUGGCAUCUAUUCCGGCGAACAAAGUCAACUGGGCGUUUCAGCCGACCGUGAACAGGACGAGGUGCAAGAGGGUGGUGACAAUGCAAAUGAUGUUGAUGACGUCAACGACAACGACGGACGACAAAGCGAAGACUCCCUGGAAUCAGAAAUCGAUCCAGUGUUCGAUGAAGCGCCUGAGACUAGGUCAGGUGGCGAACUGACGGCAUCGAAUGGCGGCUCACAAGGCGAAGCGAGCCAGGGACUUGGCAACCUGAACGGUCCGUCUGCCGUUAAUCCACAGCCACAGCAGGAACAAUCUAAUCAGCAACAGCAGCAAUCUCAACAACAGACACUUUUCCAGCCAUACGCUAGCUGUACGGGUUCUAGUGCAGUUCAACAGUCAGCGUCACCUACAAGCCCAGAAUUAUUCCAUCCACACCAUCAUGUUUCGCAGCUGUCGGCGAGCGUAUUUUCGCAAACGAUUAAUCAUCAUCAUCAUCAUCAUCAUCAUCACGUAACAAGUCAGCUUCCGGUCGCUGUUCCUCCUGUCCACCCUUUCUACCACCCACAUCAUCAUCACCCGCAUCAUCAUCCAGUGGCUCAUCCAGGUCACCAUUCGGCCCAUGCCACUCAUGUUUCGGCGGCGGCGGCAGCAGCUGCGGCAGCAGCGGCACAGACAGCCGGCCCGCCAGGGGUUUCCGAGGGGUUGUCACUCGGUCAUGCUGGAUCUUUACAGCUACUUCAUGACAGUGCGGCUGCUGCUGCGGCUGUCAAUGCCCCGCCGCCUCCCGUUCCCCCAGGAGUUGUGCAACAUCCAGUAACAAGUAUGAGUGCCAUGGCCGGUAUGAGUAGUGCCCCAGUGAGCGAUAUUGGUGCACGUAUUCAGGCGUUGCACGCAGCGAUCGAUGAGCUUGCUCAGCAAAAUGCAGUUGGAGUGGCGAUGGGUUGUGCGGCAAGUGUACCUAGUGAAAAGAUUACGGCUAUUCAUAUGGCGGUUGACGAGCUUGUAUCGCAAGGGUCACAAUCAGGGGUCGGAGCACACCAUCCAGCAGUAAAUAGCCAUCCUGCUCAUCCAGGAACAGCCACAUGUCAUCCGACAGCACAUACGCUGGCAGCAGCUGCCGUAGCUGCUGCUGCUGCUUCGAGUCAUCCACACAUCACCCAUCCGCAUGGUCACCCACCUCAUGCACUGACUCAAAGCCACCAAAACCAGCAUCAUGGUUUGCAGACGCCUCCGCCGGGCUCGCAUCACCUGUCACAUAACCACAACGGAAGUUUACCUGGGGCUGGUCAAAUGCUUGAUCUGAGAAGCACUGGAGGCCCCCCCCCUGGUCAACUGGAACAUCAUAUGUGAUUGAUAAGUGAUAACGCUUUGAGUUGACUAAGAUUGGUUUGACUCGGUCGAGAGUUCGCAUCAACAUUACACAUGCUAACAGCGUUCCUAUUAUUAAAAAUACAGUGGUAACUCACGUAUACAAGCCAAUUCCGACCGAGCUGCGUCCCUUUCUUCACUCCCGUUCACUCCUCACUGGAUAGUCUGUUAUUUUUGUUAUUUGUCAGAUUAAACAUAUUAUAUGUAUUUACCUAAUCUCAUCCAUAAGGAGGGAGAUGAAAGCUUGAAGUCACCUGUUCAGAAUGUGGUCUGCUGCGUUUUUGUAGUUUUCGUGAGAGCUGGCAUAUCAUUAAGAGAUGUCAUAUACCGGGUGUUUUCAGUUGUGAAAAUUAUAGCGGGCUCGGUUAGAGUCCGGCUAGAACAACGAGCAUAAGAAACUAACAUACGUUUGUCUCGGAGAGAACAUACAAACAGAGAGAGUCGUAAAAUAUUUCAGGUGUUAAAGGUCAGAUCAGUUAACAUCAGAUCAUCCUUGCAUAUACGCAAAUAUUAUAUAUGUGAGGAUGGACAUGAAAGUCCACAAAACGGGAAUUUUCAGAUACCUUAAACGUGAAUUAUGAACAAGUCAUUUUAGUGACGAGUCAUUAACAUAGUCAUUUUUUACUAAUAAAUUAUCGAUAAAUGGUUCAAUAUUGUACUAACAUAAGUCACUAGAUAAAUGCAAUUAUUAUUCAUACUAUUAAAAAUUGUUCUCGGUGUGUCGAGGACUAUGUGGCGCAUUACAAAUCAUCAUUGUUCUAAUAGCGCAAGCUCACAAGUUCAGGGUGUCUAAAUUGAUGUGACAAAGUAAUAUAUAUAUAUAUAUAUAUAUAUAUAUAUAGUAACCUAGGAACUGCGCUACAGACAAGGCUUUUUACCCAAUUAGCAGUAUUAAUAUUUGUUAGGUUAUAUCUGCUUUGCGCGUUACCCCGCUCUACAAUGAUCGAUAUUUUCAAUUUCAUCUCCAGAUUUGUAAAAAUUCAGCGAAUACCAAUCCUUAAGCUCGAUACGAAAAAACUAAGGUGGGACAGUAUUUAAGAUGUUCGACACGCAAGGCUCGUGGCGGCAUUGCUUGCACCUCUUCUGGCGUUAACUAAUGAUAUGGACUCGACAAAUAUUAUAACUGCCUGUCGGAAAAAGAGUCUUAAAAUGGUUAUUUGUAAAUCGCGCCCGGGGACUGCUUCGGGUUGUUCGGAUAGGUAAACAAUUGGAGCACUUUGUCUUCACAGUGAGUCACAAUUGCGAAUAGAAUAUUUGAUACGUUGUAUAUAUAUAUAUAUAAAUGAGUAUAUCCAGUUGUGUAGAAAAUAUCAAAGCUCGUUGAGAAUAAAGGACGAGACCGAAUUAAUUUACAUUUACAUAUAUUGACAGUGU
Messenger RNA from Varroa destructor (honeybee mite), 4921 nucleotides. RefSeq lists its product as uncharacterized. Gene Ontology annotation, molecular function: DNA-binding transcription factor activity, RNA polymerase II-specific. Gene Ontology annotation, cellular component: nucleus. Gene Ontology annotation, biological process: regulation of transcription by RNA polymerase II. The record is from RefSeq and is a predicted model, not a curated record. NCBI's taxonomy places the organism in Eukaryota, Metazoa, Arthropoda, Arachnida, Mesostigmata, Varroidae.